Molecule: messenger RNA, 2161 nt
Organism: Brienomyrus brachyistius
Lineage: Eukaryota; Metazoa; Chordata; Actinopteri; Osteoglossiformes; Mormyridae
Gene: necap2
Product: NECAP endocytosis associated 2
Exons: 8
Coding region: 89-871 (260 amino acids)
Biological process (GO): endocytosis
Cellular component (GO): clathrin vesicle coat; membrane
Source: RefSeq, a predicted model, not a curated record
UCUGACGCGGGCGAACACGACCCGCGCACUGGGGGAGGUCCUGUCCCUCGAUGAUCCGCAAGAAAAGCCCUUUAGUUCGCCGUUAAAGAUGGCAGAGGAGGUUUACGAGUCUGUGAUCUGCGUGAAACCGGAGGUUCACGUCUACCGGAUCCCACCCCGAGCAAGUAACCGUGGCUAUCGGGCGGCAGACUGGAAGCUGGACGAGCCGGCCUGGAGUGGCAGGCUGAGGAUCACCUCCAAGGGCAACGUGGCCUUCAUCAAACUGGAAGACAAAACGUCUGGAGAGCUCUUUGCCCAAGCCCCCGUUGAGCAAUACCCCGGCACCGUGGUGGAAGCAGUGACUGACUCCAGCCGGUAUUUCGUCGUGAGAAUUGAGGACGGCAAUGGGCGCCAUGCGUUCAUCGGCCUGGGCUUUGCCGACCGUGGAGACUCUUUCGACUUCAAUGUGGCCCUGCAGGAUCACUUUAAGUGGGUCCGGCAGGAGAGCGAGCUAGCGAAACAGGAGGCAGACCAGAGUACGGCACCCAGACUGGACUUGGGCUUCAAGGAGGGCCAGACUAUUAAAAUCAACAUUGGGAAUAUUAAGAAGAAGGAUAAUCCGCCUGCUGGAGCCUCGAAGGCCCGUCCCGCGGGCGCCGGUCUCCUCCCACCUCCGCCAGGAGCCAAGGGAGGUGCCUUUGUACCUCCUCCAGGGGCCCCCAACCCUGCGUCCUCUGCACAGCCGCCCUCAGCUGCUCUGCUAGAUUUUGGAGAAUCGCCUGGCAAUGCCAAGCCCUCUGCCGACCUUUGGGGUGAUUUCACCACUGCUGCCAGCAGCAGCGGCAGCGGCGGCAGCAAUGAUGCCGUCCAAUCAGGAUGGGUGCAGUUUUAGCGGAAACGACGACGCCGGCGCACAGUUUGGGAUACGGGCGUCUGCUGUGAAUUUCCCCUGCAAGGACGACAUGGCAGGGACUCGAGCGAGAGACUCUGUCUCUCCGCUGCUGUAUUGACCAAGUCAGCGGUGCAUUGUUUCUCCUGCAGGACUGAGAUGGGCCACAAACGCGGUCACACACACACACACACACACACACACACUCGCACACAUACACACACAGAAAUGCCUACAUUUAGAAGCAUGCACACAUCCAUAAAGACGGAACCACACGGAUGUGCCCUCACAUACAUGCGUGUAAAGACAGAGAAACCUACGCAAUGCGUUCCCACACACGUGCACAUACACCAAAUUACCAGCAAUUGUGUAAAGCCUUAUAUUCAUAAAACUUUCCUCUUUUGGGUUUUAUUUUCGUUUUCUAUGCAAUUUAGAAAUGAAUGUAACAGAUCUGUUGUACUUGAUUCGGUGAUCAGCACUGUGACCUUUUACGUGUGUGUGUGUGUGUCUGUGUGCCCCCCCCCCCCCCCCCCCCGUGAUUUGUUUGCGAUACCGCAUAGUAAAUCUUGACUAACACAAGCUGUACAGCAGCCAUAUAUCACACUAAGGUCAUCUCCAUGGCAGCCCCUCUCUUUCCCUCUGACUUUAAAUGCAUUCCGUUUCUCUCCUCUGCUUGGAUAGAGGUGUCCUUGCAUUUCGCCAUUUGUUUCUCCUUUAACAUUGCUAGUUAUUUCUUCUAUAACGUUGUUGCUGGUGUCACUCUUUUUCCUGCUACACCUUCUGCCGGCAGUGCCUCCCUGCCUACUCAGGCCUCGCUUGCACUCUUCCAGACCUAAGAGCACAACUGGUCGAGAGGGACGGGCGGCUGGCCUGGGGGGGGACAUGACCCUCGCCUUGUUAGUAGUGUCGAAUCCCUAGCCUAGCCAAACCUGUCAUUAGAGUAUGACGAAUCUGGUUUUUAUUUUGUUCCUAAACUGAGUAGCCCCUGUGAUUAAAUUUAGAUUUGUCAUUUAUUUUUGACCAGAGUAAAUUCAGAUGUGACCAUACUUUGACUUGUGCUGCUCUCUAGUGUGACUGGACAGGUGACAUAUACAGAUUAUAUAAUAUAAUUAUAUAAAAUUAUAUAAUCUUUGCACUGGUCUUAGUGUUUGCUCUCUCUCUCUCAUUCCUUGUCAUUUUUACAGCAGUUUAACUGCAGUGCCUUAAUCAGGUGGGGUGUCACUUUUUAUGUAAACGACCUGUAUAAAUACAAACAAACGAUUUAUUGUAAAUAAAUGGGAUUUUUCUGUCUGA